ACUAGUAAAACGCACUAAACAAUCGAAUUCCAGCAUUUGCUAGAAUUACACGAAAUCGUACCAUAAAGAUGUUCUGUAAUUAAAAAAUACAAAGGCACAAUAAGUGUAAGGAAAAUUGAGGGAGGCACCUUGCUCUGCGGUGCUUUGGUAUGUACACAUCCGCGUCGUUAUACGGGGACUUUUCUUUCAGCGAGAGAAAAAAAUUGGGCGCCGAACAGACGGCAUUAUAAGAAAACCCGCCAUCCUGUACGAGCCGGCGAUCUAGACUCGGUGUUACGCGAUAAAUAAUUCCAAAAAGCAAAGGUAAGAAGUAAGCGGACGCCGUCUCACCAGGGCAGAUGUCCCUUGUGGACUUGGGUAAGAAACUAUUAGAUGCAGCAAGAGCAGGUCAAGAUGAUGAAGUCCGUAUUCUCAUGGCCAAUGGAGCUCCUUUUACCACAGACUGGCUGGGAACAUCCCCCCUACAUCUCUCAGCCCAGUAUGGACAUUACUCAACAACAGAAGUACUGUUAAGGGCAGGAGUGAGCCGUGAUGCACGGACAAAAGUGGAUAGAACACCCUUGCACAUGGCAGCAGCAGAAGGUCAUGCCCGCAUUGUGGAAGUACUUUUAAAGCAUGGAGCUGACGUCAAUGCAAAGGACAUGUUGAAAAUGACAGCUCUUCACUGGGCAACUGAACAUGGACACCGGGAGGUGGUUGAGCUUUUAAUAAAAUACGGAGCUGAUGUCCAUGUCCAGAGCAAAUUUUGCAAGAAUGCUUUGGAUAUUGCUAUUGACAAUGCAAAUGAAGAACUGGCAGAAAUACUUCAGGUGUCCAUGCAAAACCAGAUUAACACGAACCCAGAAAGUCCAGAUACAGUAACAAUACAUACUGCAACGCCUCAGUUUAUAAUUGGUCCUGGAGGAGUAGUAAAUCUAACUGGCUUAGUGUCAGCAGCCAAUUCAUCCAAAUCUCUAGAUGAGGCAGGUGUUUCAACAGUUCAGUUUGGCAAUUCAUCAACGUCAGUAUUAGCUACUCUGGCUGCUUUGGCUGAAGCAUCAGCACCCUUAUCAAAUUCAUCUGACACUCCAGUGGUUGCAACAGAAGAAGUUGUUACAGCAGAUUCCGUAGAUGGUGCCAUUCAACAGGUUGUUAGUUCUGGAGGUCAGCAAGUUAUCACCAUUGUCACUGAUGGGAUUCAGCUGGGCAACCUGCAAACUGCAGCUGGGAUUGGACAGCCAAUUAUUGUGACAAUGCCAGAUGGUCAACAAGUUUUGACAGUGCCAGCGACAGACAUUGCAGAGGAGACAGUUAUCAGUGAUGAACCAUUAGCUAAAAGACAACGUAUAGAAAUAAUUGAAAAUCAUGUGGAAGCAACAGAUUUUGAGGAGAAAGAAGCGUUACAGAAACAACUGGAAGAGGCGAACCGAGAGGCACAGAAGUACAGGCAGCAGCUGCUAAAGAAGGAGCAAGAGGCUGAAGCAUACAGGCAAAAACUGGAGGCUAUCACUCGCCAUCACAGCAGUAAAAAAGCUGUAUGAUCUGAUCGAAUGUACAAAAUUGGACCAACAAGCCUGAUAUUUUUGGAAGCUGUGAAGUUCAUAAGUAUACAAAGAGAAAAGAACACUUGAAGAAAGCAGACAUUCAUUGUAUCUAUGAAGGGUAUGAGGAUUUUACUUGCUCAUGAAGUAUUAUUUCCUCCAAUAUGAAUGAGAAGUCACAGUGCAUGCUGGGCACAGCCAACAGGAUGUGGUGCUACGGUGGAGUGAUUUAAAUCCUUUCAGUGAAAUUAGAGGCCGUGAUGUCACAAGAGAGACGUAUUAUGGUGUAAAAAGGCAAUAUGCACUGUGCAUAUUAAUUUGAUUACAAUGUUAUUCAUUUUUCAUUAUUGUGAAUUUUGUUAGAGAAAGUUGGGAUUGCCAACUGUUACAGUUUUUGUUCUCUUUUCUUCUUCACACUACAUUGAAAUCCAGAUUCAGCAUCUGACUUGUUUCCUGAAUAUUUUGAAGGGCAAAAAAAGCUAAAUAUUCAGACAGUAAAUUUUGUACUGUCCUCUGUGAUACAUACUGUAAAACCUUUCAUAAAUGGAAGUACUUAUAUAAAGAAGAGAAACACAAGCAGAAUUUCACUUUCAGCUAGAGCAGUCAUUUUCGUCUUUAUACCUUUAUAAAACCCUCUUACCCAUGAUUUACAGUAGUUUUAAAUUAGAAAGGGGAGCUUCUGCUUUUUAUAUAUGUGUAUAUUGUGUCCAUUUUCUUGACUUCCAAAGCCUUAGAAUGAAGGAUUCACAUUCUUAGGACUGCUUGUGUAUUUUGCAUUCUCUUACCUUGGAUAUGAGAGCUGGAAAACAAUUUAUUUUAUUUAAUCAUUUUAAAAGAGCCACUUUAAAAUGUUAAACAUAUGUUGUAAAUACAUAAUUUUAUUAGACUGAACCUAGGGUCGGUAAACAUUAAUUUGUUUUAAGUUCUAAGUGGGUGAAAAAAACACUUUAAUACUCCAUUUAGUUAUUUCACACCCCACAUCAUGGACAUUUGUAUACUGAAGACUUUUAGUUUCAUUUUGUAGCAUUUUUAUAACAUGGAUUGUUUGUUACUCUACUAAAGAUAAAACCAUUUGGCUUGUUGGAUUUCGAAGAAACUAAAUGUUACAGCAUUUAACAAAAAGGAGGGAUUUUGCCAAGUAAAAAGGCCUGCAAGUCCAAUGCAUUUACAGUUAAAGUAUACCUGACUUUCAUUAUAAAUUUUAGUUAAGAAAUCCGAUUUAGAGGGAGCCUUUGUAGAAAGGAACAUUGUUUGUACAUUUUAUUUUUGAUCCUAAUUUGCACAUUACAGUUCUGCCAUGCUGGUUCAUCAUAAAGAAGCACUUUCAGAGGGGGGGAAACAUGUGAGUAUUGGUUUCUUUCACUUUGAUCUCCUUCACUAAAUCUUACAGGGUCAGCAUUACUUCAUUUGUAAAUCCACUGGAAUUACUGGCUGUUCACUACUCCAUGUUACAAGAAAAUAUGAGAUAGGGAUAUGUAGCCAAGAAAUGACUUUUAACAGCUUUUGAGAUGUUACUCUUUUUCUUUAUAUUGACCAAUAAAUUUUUAUUGUAUUGUUUAAAGGAA
Polypterus senegalus (gray bichir) is the source of this 3085-nucleotide messenger RNA. RefSeq names its product GA binding protein transcription factor subunit beta 1 (gene gabpb1). The transcript has 9 exons. NCBI's taxonomy places the organism in Eukaryota, Metazoa, Chordata, Cladistia, Polypteriformes, Polypteridae. Gene Ontology annotation, biological process: positive regulation of transcription by RNA polymerase II. Gene Ontology annotation, molecular function: protein binding; transcription cis-regulatory region binding. The record is from RefSeq and is a predicted model, not a curated record. Bases 339 to 1520 code for a protein of 393 amino acids. Gene Ontology annotation, cellular component: nucleus.